Molecule: messenger RNA, 1273 nt
Organism: Elaeis guineensis (African oil palm)
Lineage: Eukaryota; Viridiplantae; Streptophyta; Magnoliopsida; Arecales; Arecaceae
Product: protein LIFEGUARD 4
Cellular component (GO): membrane
Source: RefSeq, a predicted model, not a curated record
CGUUAGCAGUUGGUCCAAAACGGUCCAACUCCAGCCCAAACUUGAUACAAAUAGAAAAGCCGCGUGCCCCGCCCCUUCCGUUUACGUGCUGGUGGCCGGGCUUCCCCACCCUUCUCUUCCGCCCCUCCACCAUCCUCUCACCCCCUUUUCCAAACCCUAAUUCCCCUCUCCUCCCCUUCUCUCCAUUCCAAUCCAAACCUUGGGCCAUCGCCAAUCCUAUCCACCUCUUGGAAGAGAAGCCCGAGGAGCACAAGAUGGGGAAGAACAAGCAGCACGACAUCGAGGCCGGGGUGGGCGGUGGCGCUCUAUACCCCAACAUGAUCGAGAACCCACAGAUUCGGUGGGCCUUCGUUCGAAAGGUCUACACCAUCGUCGUCAUCCAGAUUCUGCUCACCAUCGCCGUCGCCUGCGUCGUCAUCUUCGUCCCACCCAUCUCCCGCUUCCUCCUCGCUCGCACCCCUGCCUCAUUGGCCGUCCUUAUUCUAAUAAGCAUCGCGCCAUUACUCGUUAUGCUGCCAAUGAUAUACUUUCGCGAGCGCCAUCCGAUAAACUUGGUUCUCCUCAUUCUGUUCACGAUCUGCAUCAGCCUUACGGUCGGGUUAGCAUGUGCAACAAGGAGCGGGAAAGUUAUACUGGAAGCUGCAUCUCUGACGGCUGUUGUUGUUGUUGGGCUCACCAUGUACACAUUCUGGGCUGCGAAAAGAGGCCAUGAUUUCAACUUCCUUGGGCCAUUCUUGUUUGCAGCCCUUCUGGUGUUGAUGAUAUACUGCUUUGUCCAGAUUUUCAUCCCAUUUGGAAAGGUCGGAACGACGAUCUAUGGGUGCUUGGCGGCGCUUAUUUUUUCGGGUUUCAUCAUCUACGACACCGACAAUCUGAUCAAGCGCCAUAGCUAUGAUGAAUAUGUCUGUGCUGCCAUUUCUUUGUAUCUCGACAUUGUCAAUCUUUUCAUGGCUUUGCUAACACUCUUCAGUGGUAGUGAUUCAUAAUACUCAACCUUAUUAAUGCAUAGAUUGCAAGUUGGUCAUGGGUAACAACAGGUUUUGCCUGUAUGCUUUGACAUAACUGUAACCAUAUAUCAGCAAUUACUUCCAGACUUUCAAAUUGUAAUGUGCUUCUGAGAGUGGCCUUGUAGUGUUGAAUGGUCUUUCAAUUGAAAUACUGUCGGUAUGGAGGGGAUUAUAACUUUACAUAUGAAGUAUUCAUUUGUGUGAAAUUAUUUAUCAAUGAGCAGUCAUGUAUAAAGAGCCAAAAUGGACAGAUUUUCUUUUUGGCA